This is a messenger RNA of Purpureocillium takamizusanense, 2618 nucleotides long. RefSeq lists its product as uncharacterized. The transcript is spliced from 5 exons. Gene Ontology annotation, molecular function: methyltransferase activity. Bases 666 to 1847 code for a protein of 393 amino acids. NCBI's taxonomy places the organism in Eukaryota, Fungi, Ascomycota, Sordariomycetes, Hypocreales, Ophiocordycipitaceae. The record is from RefSeq and is a predicted model, not a curated record.
CAGGAAUGCAAGUCGGCGCCACAUUAAAAGGACAUCCAUGGAUUAGUUAGUACCGUCUUCAGCCCUCUGGCGAGGCCAGCAGGGAAAGUCAGACGGCCGACCACCCACCCAGUCGUGUUUCGUUCAAGGUACGUAUAUUUCACCGCGAACCUGACCUGAACCCCGCCCCUUUUUGCAUUGUACUACCUAUCCAUCGUCGCACCUUCGAACAGUUCGAUCCCGUCACCCAUCCGCGCCGUGGCGCUGCAGCACGGUCCAACUUCCGGCGCCAGCAACACCACGCCCCGUUACUCUGCACCCGUCUGUCCGUCGCUGCCUGUUGUUGCGGUACUACUGCACGGCGCAGACCCAUUUGCGGACGGACCGGAGCCGGCAUUUACACCAGUGCGCGGGAGACCGCGGGGUCGUCCAAGGAGGCCACCAUAAACGUCGCACAAUCGCACCAUCUGGGCAUAUUAUCCAAAGUCCUUCGCGCGCAGAACCCCCACGCGGAGCUGUGCAUAGCAAACCAAGGCCAGACUCUUAGGUAAGUGAGAAGAACGCCGCAGGUUGGGGGCGCUUAUAACACGGCGUUUGACCGCAUAAAGCCCCCAUGAUGCCGUGCUUCCCGCGCUCGUCAGGCUUGCUCACUCAUAUCGAUAGCAUGAUCGCCCUCCUCUUGCGACAUGAUGACCUACGUGCCGCCCGCGGUGAACCCGUUCUAUGGCGAUGAUGAUGGGGACAGCAUCUGGUACUCGAGCGAUAAUGGCCUGGCUGACUCGCUGGGCUCGUUGUCUACGUCGGACCGCGAGACGGAGCUGACCGUUGACGAAACGGCGCCAGACGACGACGGCAUCGUCAUCCCGGCAAUCCCGAUUCCCAUCGACCUGGCCGAACAGUUACCAAACGAUGGUGUGCCGGACUUAUCCCGCGAAGACUGGUCCUCCGUCUCGCAGAGUGUUUACGAAGAUGAGCACUCCUACGGCCGUUCAUACCACGGCUAUCGCAAAGGCCGCUACCCGCUUCCCAACGAUAGGCAGGAACAGCGGCGCGAGGAGACGAACCAUGCCAUGAUGAUGGAGCUCUCCGACGGACAUCUCUUUUACUCAGACAUUGGGCAGUCUCCAACCAACAUCCUUGACGUCGGAACCGGCAUCGGCAGUUGGGCCAUCGAUGUGGCCGAACAGUACCCCGGGGCGACUGUCGUGGGCACGGACCUGUCCGCCAUCCAGCCCAGAUGGCUACCUGUCAACGUGAGAAUGUACGUGGACGAUUGCGAGGAGCCCGACUGGUUUCACGGCGACGAAUACGACUUGGUGCAUUUUCGCGGCAUGGCGGGUAUACUGAAAAACCUUGAUGGAGUCCUUGAAACUGCGUACAGGCGAACAAAGAACGGCGGUUGGGUCGAGUUUCAGGAAAUCAUUCCGCAAAUCGAGUGCGACGACAGCAGCAUGGGCCCUGACGACCCGCUUCGGAUGUUUUAUGACGCCGUAGCCCAUGGUAUGCGCACGUUUGGCUGCGAUCCGUUACGGCCGGCCAGAUUGGAGGAGGCCUUGGAGCAUGCCGGCUACACAAACAUCCGCUGCAUGACCAAGAAGAUACCGAUAUCAACGUGGGCGCGUGGCAAGCGCCUCAAAACGCUGGGGCUCUUCAUGAAGACUGUCAUGCUCGACUCGCUGGACGCCCUGGCCGCGAAGCCCCUGGCGGCGCUCGACAUAUCUUCCUCGGACCGGCGCGAGCUCACGCGACACGUGAAGAGGAGCCUGGAAGACAAGACUGUGCAUCGCUACGUCAACUGCGUCUUUUGCUACGGGCAAAAGAGAGAAGAAGACGGGGCUUUCGCCGAUCUGGAUUGGCUUUGGGAGUGAGCAGGUGGUCGACUUCUCGCAUGGGUUCUAACAAGACGGGAGCCUCUGGCUGGAUUGGGUUUGCCUCGCACAGGAUGCGUUGGUGGCAAUGUUGCUUAAAAUGGCGACGGGACACUUGGCGUUGGGAUCUGGCAUCACAACACAACGAAGCGUGCUUAGACAGGAUUGGCCUUUUGUUCAUGUUGCAGGAGUGGCCCAAACGGAGGAGAUUGUUCCUACAGCAAGGAGCAGGCUUUGCGAUAGCUGCGAUACAACGGAACCAAACUCGGGUACCGAUUUGAAGUUACCUACUUCGUACGCAGCGCCUUAGAAAUAAGCCUCCAACCAGGUCCGUGCCCGAAGCCCGUGGGCCGGGGUGCGCCCGAAUGGCGUCAACGGUGAGUUGGUCGCGCUCAGAGCUCGGACCUCAUCGGGGGCAGAGCAUACUUGGUGAAUGCUGUCAAUGGGAAUUUGGGGCUGUUGAGUGCUUUGGGGGCCAAGGCGGCGAACGGUUUGCAGGGCUUGGCUCGUCUAGAGUCUGGGCAGCGCCACCAACAAUGCGCGAGCUGGGCAGCAUCCUGGUGUUGUUGCUGCCAAUGCCCAACACGGCAUGUUUGUGCUCCUACCUACGGGCGCACAAUCUUCUGAAGCAAGAUUACAGUACUGUACAAUGUAGUGUCGCCUCAAACACCCCAUCUCUACACAGCACCUACCUACCUUCUGCAUAACAUGUGGCGACCAGGAGCACGUCGAGAUACACACCAAAUUACUAGCGAGGCGGGCAAGUACAAG